AUAAUCAGUUGAGCUCAUAACAGUUCACCGCAGGCUUCACCAUGGCUUCCGCCCAAUUCUUCAAUUAUCCAGGCACCGAGUCUAAUGCGGAGCAAUAUCACUACUCCCAAGCCGUAAAGAUCGGGAAUAUCGUUCGCACAUCCGGCCAGGGCGGCUGGGACGAGAAUGGCAACAUCACAACCGACCUCGAGAAGCAGAUCACCAUGGCUUUCGAGAAUGCGCUUAAAGCUCUCCAAGCUGUUCAUCCCCGUCUCGGCUUCAAAGAAAUCUACGCGAUUCGUUCCUAUCAUCUUGACAUGGACUCGAGUUUCGACGUCAUGACGGCGACUUUCAAGAAACUGUUCCCGAAUCAUCGACCUAUCUGGACAUGUACGCAGAUUGGCAAGCUUGGACUAGAAGGAAUGCAUGUUGAGAUCGAGGUCGAGGCGUUGAUUCCUGUCUAAGAGACAUGGAUACGGGAUGCGUAGGAAACUUUCACAAUCUUGUGGCCUAGGCACGAUCCAUACUGGCGCGGUUUUCUCUUUUUUUCUUCUAGUACUCCAUGUUGUGGAUACCGGUAUUUGCAUCAUCAUCAAUCACCGAGAGCAGCAUUGUAUAACUUUCAACGGCCUCUGACUAUGAAGAAACCGAUGUGAUUGUGUAAUAUCACUCAACUUUAUUACAAAUCGUUAUUUGGCAGCAGCCAGCCCAAAGUUUAUGUUACCAGCUUCAAGGGACCAUUGCCAGACCGUAGAAUACUGGCAGUCUCAAAUAAAGUUCAACACUUCAG
Molecule: messenger RNA, 769 nt
Organism: Colletotrichum phormii
Lineage: Eukaryota; Fungi; Ascomycota; Sordariomycetes; Glomerellales; Glomerellaceae
Product: endoribonuclease L-PSP
Exons: 1
Coding region: 42-443 (133 amino acids)
Source: RefSeq, a predicted model, not a curated record